Ostertagia ostertagi is the source of this 549-nucleotide messenger RNA. NCBI's taxonomy places the organism in Eukaryota, Metazoa, Nematoda, Chromadorea, Rhabditida, Trichostrongylidae. The record is from the annotation of a GenBank genome assembly.
AUGCCAUCAUUAGUAGCAUACGGGCGCAAAUGGAAUAUCGCCAGUGACGAUUUUGUAUUUCCUGAAUUAACUGAGGCUCUUGUACGACUAUCAUGGAUGGCAUUCGCUUUUGCCGUUUUCAUCCUUCAUUUUCCCCUAUCAUGUACUGGCAAGGAUAUGACAUUCCCAUUACUGACGCUUUUAUUCAUCAACGGUGUGACGGUUGUGACGGUUGCCCUGGCGUUGUUAACGGCAGGGAUAUCGGCGAGAGGAUCGAUUAUGCAUCCAUACCCUAGGCGACAUGUCGCAACCCUUCUAUAUAUAAGACUACCGAUAUUCAUUAUUGAAAUCGUACUAACUAUUUUUUCAACGAUAAGCGCUUUUCAUCCUGAUCCUCCUGACUCUGUAUGCCACUUCUCUAACAUCUUGAAAAUAACAGUGGGCUUGGAAUGGUUGCUGGUUGUGAGCGUUUUCGUUGGAGUUCUUGUCGUUUUUAAUCCUGUCGACGAAGAUAGCCUAGAAGACACCUCCGCUAUCGCCCGAAGGACAUGGUCGAGAAGAUUCAGGAUU